AUGCAACCGGUUCCCGGUUCAAUCGGUCGAACCGGCCGGUCCAGUCCGGUUUUGAUAACAUUGCUGAUUUCAUUAGGAUUUUCAGAUGUGGUUCCGGUGCCAUCAUUUGAAAUUAGUAAAGAGUCAAUUUUGAAGCAUUUGUCAUUAGACAACAUUACUUUGGAUCUUCCAGCUUUAUACGUAUUUGGAGACAAUUUUGUUGAUGCAGGAAAUAAUAAUUAUCUCAAUUUACCUCGAAUUCAAAGUACUUAUUCUCCGUAUGGAAUAGAUUUUGAUGGAAAACCCACCGGUCGUUACACCAAUGGUAGAACAGUAACAGAUUUCAUUGCUCAAUUUACUGGUUUGCCAUUUCCUCCACCAGUACUAAGUUUGUCUAAAGAUGCUAAGAGAGUUCCUCAAACUGGUUUAAAUUAUGCUACUGGUUUCACCGGCAUCUAUCUGGGUCCAAAGUUAAGUGGUCCAAGUCCAGGGCUGAAAGUGAUUGUCCAGUUAGCAUCUAGGCCCAACCAAGCUCACAAGCCUGAUCCAGCAAGUGACCCCGGUUAUGGGACCAACAAGAGAGCCCAUACGUGCAAAAACCCAAAACAUAUCAGUUCUAAUCCAAGGUCCAAUGCCACCAGAAACUUGGAGCUGUCAGAUAUGUUAACCAAUCUGACGGUCUAG
This is a messenger RNA of Hibiscus syriacus, 663 nucleotides long. RefSeq names its product GDSL esterase/lipase At2g04020-like. Lineage: Eukaryota; Viridiplantae; Streptophyta; Magnoliopsida; Malvales; Malvaceae. The transcript has 4 exons. Bases 1 to 663 code for a protein of 220 amino acids. The record is from RefSeq and is a predicted model, not a curated record.